Pseudophryne corroboree (corroboree frog) is the source of this 1312-nucleotide messenger RNA. RefSeq names its product CD247 molecule (gene CD247). Gene Ontology annotation, biological process: T cell receptor signaling pathway. Gene Ontology annotation, cellular component: alpha-beta T cell receptor complex; membrane. The coding region runs from base 94 to 564 and encodes 156 amino acids. The transcript is spliced from 8 exons. Gene Ontology annotation, molecular function: transmembrane signaling receptor activity. The record is from RefSeq and is a predicted model, not a curated record. Lineage: Eukaryota; Metazoa; Chordata; Amphibia; Anura; Myobatrachidae.
GCAGAGCGGUGUGGGUGGGAGAGCAAUAAACUCUAAGCAGAGCAGGUGACGGCUGUUACAACCAAGAAGGACCUUCUCCCACCCUGAGCAACCAUGAAGUCCAGCUGGAUUGCUGUGUCCGCAUUCCUCCAGGCUCAGGUCUCCCUGACAGAUGCACAAGUCUUCGGAUGGACGGACCCUCGUAUCUGUUACAUCUUGGACGGCAUACUGUUUAUUUAUGCGAUCAUUAUUACAGCACUGCUCUUCAGAGAGAGGUUUGUAAAGAGGCCUCCUGUGCCAGGUGAAGAAUCAUACAGCGAUCUCAAGUACGGUGACCAGGGCGGUUACGAUAAAAUGAACCUUGGUGCGAAUGCACAAACAAGAGGAAAGAGAGGGAACGCGAAGGCCCAGGACAACUCUGUCUACCAUGAUCUUCAGAAAGACAAGCGCAAUGAAUCAUACAGUGAUAUUCGAGUGAAAAAGCAGCCAGUAAAAAAGGGGAAAGGAAACGAAGCCCUCUACCAGGGCUUAAGCGGAGCCCAGAGAGAUACAUACAACGUGCUGCAGAUGCAGCCACUGCACUGACGGCGCGGUGCACUGCGUGGAAGACGUGCUGGAUACGGGUGGGAUUCACGAGGCCACAUCUCUAACCAGGAGGACACUCUCUGAACCAUAGAUCAGCCAUUUACCUGCUUCUUUCUUUACGUCAUUUAACAGACUGAGCAACGGGCAACGUUCAGCAACGCAACAGGCACGUGUGGAGGAAAGACUGGUUCUCCGCGGCAGAUGCCUGAAUAGUCUUAUCUAGGUGGCUGCCACUUUGCCACCAGCAUUAGAUGAAUCCAGGAAAUGAAAAUGUAUUUAAUCCAUGAGCGUUCUGUAGCGAGAGACAAUGACUUCUGUGCUUCAUUUUAUUUCAACUUAAUAAUUCAUACAGUAUGCUUAUUGUGUUGUUGUGAGUGUUAAGGUGCCUAUACACUAGUGCCAUUUGGGCCCUUUUCAUCCGAUUUUGACGCAUUGGUCCGAGAAAUCAGGUGAAAAGUGGCAAAUCCCAUGUGAAUCAGAUCCGAUGCACGGCCCCCUGCUCAUCUGAUCGGAGCCUGCAGAUCGCAAGGGCUGCACUACAGAUUUCUCGGAUCCGGCAGCCUUGGCUGGAAUCGCAUACAGUAUGCAAUCCUGCUGAGCAGUUCAAGGGAGAGGUAUGCGACUUCUUCCCUCAGAGAGGUCGCAGUAGUGUACGGGGACCUUUGCACUCCUCCUCUAUGGAACAUUAGUUGUCAGUUUGUGCAUGUCAGCUCAGGGGGGGUAAUUCCAAGUUGAUCGCAGCAGGAAU